AUGAAAUGUCACCCUCGCGAGCACACUUGGUACACCAUCGGCGUGGCGGUGUCGUGCAGCGACAGCAGCAGCGGGGUCAGCUUGAGCGCGAGCAGCUCGGGCAGCGACAUAACCGAGCCGGGCUCGCCGUGCACCAGCGUGAGCAGCGACGAGGGUCUCGGCGACCUGGGCACCGGCUCGCGCAGCAGCCCCACCCGGGACGAGAGCUCGACGCGCCCCGGCGAGACCACCGCUGCCCCGAGCGGUGGCACCAACCUUGCGAGCAAGCUGGCGCCGACACAGCAACAGCCGUCCACGAGGCCCCAGUGGCCAUGGGUCCCACCGUUGGCGCUCGCCCCCUGCUCCAACGGCUACAAGAGGCUCAAGGCUGAGCCCGAGCACGGCUGCCUUCCCAGGCAGACUGGACAGCAGCACACAAAAACCCCGACGCCCCAGCACCACCAAACCCCCACCAACAAGAUCCCCCAACAGCAGCAGGACAGUCAGGGCAAGAUCACCGAGUACUUCAAGGCCCAGAUCAAGCCCCAGCAAUCCAAGGCGAAGAAACAUCAAUUGACCGAGGCUACGGUCAUGGUGGCCAAGACCUCGGAGUUCCGUAGACCAGCGACCGUACAGCGCAACGGUAAGAUGGGCCUCGCCAAGUACUACUUGGGCAACGGCAACCGCACGGCCACUGCCGAUUGGGAGACCCACUCCUUCAAGCACAACAAAUCGCAGCCCAGGACGAUUGGCAAACUGGACAAAAAGUCCACAGUAGUAGCAGCAACAGCAGUGGUUCAUCAGGACAAGAGUAAUUGUAAAACGACGACGACGAUGAAAAACCCGGGACUGCCCCUACUGCCAUUACCGAGCGAAAUGCUCUCGACCCUGCCAUCUUGCAAGAUCUCCAAUCUGAGGCUCACUUCCGAAGCGAGUCCCAGCGAUUCGCCACUACCCAGUGGUCCCGACUCCCCCACGAGUUUGGACGGCGACCAAUCCACAGGGUUCAAAGCGACGUUGCAUUCCCCGAAGCCAGUCCACGUGAACGAGAACAACAACGUGACGUCGAGCGGCAGAGGCGAGGAAAUGGGCUCGCUGUUCAGUUUGCGUGGCUCGCCGGCGACACCGAGCGAUUCGGCCAAGGACGAGGACGAGGAGACGUCGAGGGACAGCGCCGAGUCGAAGUCGGCGUUCGUCUCGCCGAUACUGUCGACCCCCAAGACGAUAAGGUUCCCCGUGAAGGAGCCCGGCAAGAAGAGGAGCCAGAGCACCGACACCGGAUUCUGCCGUUGGGAGAAGUGCGAAACCAACUUGGACACCUGCGGCGCCCUCCUCGAACAUUUACAGACGGCGCAUAUAAACACGCAAACGAGUCACGAUAACUUCGUUUGCCAUUGGCAAGGAUGCAAGGUCCAAGGGAAGACUUCGUGCUCGAGGCGAUGGCUCGAGCGCCACGUGCUGUCUCACGGCGGCAACAAACCUCACCCGUGCAUCUUCGACAGCUGCGGGUUUCGAUUUAGCUCCCAGACUGCGCUCGAAAGGCACGUGAAUAGUCACUUGAAUCAAACCGAAAGCAAUAAAGAGUCAACGUCGAGGAAGAGCUCGGAAACCAGUGGCAAACUAAUCAAGAGGAACGGAAAGAAGUUGAGAUAUAGAAAACAGCCGUACUCCGCACGAAAUGUCGACUACUUCGAUUCGGGAACAAUGCAGAAGUUGAAUCAAAAGCUGGAAAACAUUGAAAUGACAAGGACGCAAGGUUUUUUGGAUACGACACCUGGAGAUUCAAUGACCUUAACUAGUCAAGUGGUUGGAAAAAGAACAUUAACAGAUGGUACGGUCGAAAUGCUGCUGCGAUGGUAUCCAAGAAAUAUAGAACCAGACGAGUGGGUAUUGGAUGCGAAAAUUUCUACAACAAAGCACGUAAAAAUACGCAAGAUAGCGAAUGAAAAUCCGGAAGGACUCCACAACAUAUUGUACCCCGCGAUAUUCGAUAACAAGGACAUGGAAAAACAUGUGAAGCAGCGCCGAAAGCCAGUGAAGCCAGUGAAGAUCACGUGAUGACAGAGAAACAGCGUCAACCAUGUAAUCUGGAAUUAAUUAGUAAUAAAGUACCGCCGUUGUUGUCUAGUCUAUGACGAUCGUGCAAACGGAAAAACAAACCGAUUGACUGCGUGACGAGAUUUUAUACGCGUCACGAAAUAAGUAAUAUCCAGACUUGGAGAACUUCUUAACGAAUGAAGCAUAUUUAUAUAAUGUGUAUAUUUUAGCAUUAGAAAUAAUAACAGAUUAAAGGAAGAAUGAGAUAUCACAAAAGCUCAAACUAGCUCAAGAAAUGAAGAACUGACGAGAACAAAAUUAAAUCAAGUUUCGAUACGAUAAAUCGAUGGUACUAUAUUAUAUAUACUUUUUAAAGUCCAGCCUAAAGUUAACAAUUAACAAAGAAAAAAGUUGCGGAUUCUCGGAGCCUCAAAGAGUUUGAUGAUCCUGGGAGAGCCACAAAAGUGCCUCAUCAGCGUUUUAGCGAAUCUUUAAGCGAAAUUUAAAAAGAAACUAAAAUUAAACUUAAAACCACGAGGAAAAGACUUGUUUGAAAAGAUAAAAAAAAAAAAAAAAGAGGGAGAAGUGCUCAUUUGUCAAAUAAAGCUCGUUGUAAAAAAAAAGAAUAAUAAUAAUAAACAGAUAAAAAUAAUCAAUCACUCUGGUGGCCUUAAGGACUCAAUCGAUUCUGACAUCGAUCCUUCGGAUUCACACUAUUUUGGACAGUUGCAAAGUAUUAAUUCAAUAGAAGACGCAAAGAAGAGAGGAAAGUUUCUCAAAGUAUCAAGACACUUCAACCUCUUUAGGGAAUGCCAAUGUUCAGUUGGCCUCUUCGAUCGGUAGGAACAAGGAGGAAUAAUAUUAAAAUCUUUAAAUCUAACAAUCUUAAUCUAAUGCUUCUGUGUAAGCAGCUUGAAAGCGUUCCACCGAAAGUAAACUAAUUUGGUUUUCAAAGACGUGUUCAAAUAUACAAAAGCUAGAAAAUACGAAUUCUUGAAGCUAUGCGUUAUUUUUUUCCUAACUGAGGUUAUCAGUCUCAAUAAUAGUUUUCUAAAUAUUUUACAUUAAAUAUUCGUAUACAUGAAUACAUGUAUAUUUUUUUCCAAGUUUUUAUAGUGUUACAAAAGAUAGCUUAACAAUAAAUUCUAAGUGAAUUACUUACAAAAAUAUUUAGAAACAUAUAGUCUCCGUGAAAUUUGAAAGCUGGGUGAUAAAAGAUCAAUUUAAUCGUUACACAUCGGGAAGUAAAAGAAAAAAAAACAAUAAUUCCCCCUCUGUUAAAUAUUUUUAGAGGGAUAGUAGAAUGUACAAAUUAUCAAAGAAACCUAAUUUAUGCAUUUAUUUAUGAAAAAAAAUUCAUAGUUCCAAUACAGAUUUCUUGCUUGAGUAUUUUAUCAUCUUCAUUGCUUUUUUCAUUCUGAGACUUGAUUUUAACACUAGGAUGCACUUUUUUUAAAACUUGAUUUUUCAGUAAAUAAUAAUUAUUUCAAAUAGUUCGAGUAUUUUAACUUAUAAUGAACUAUGAGCUGAGUUUAGAUUUUGAAAUUUGACAAAACGAUGGUAGUACAAGUAGUAAUAAAUGAAAAAUAACAAAAGAGUGCACACUGGUAUUUUAUCGUAACGAGACUCAUGAAAGGCACAAGUACUGACAAAAUAAUUAAUUUUGAUUUUGUAUAAAAGCCCUUUACGAGCUGUUACCCUCACAUGGGUCAGAAAUGCGAAGGCUGUGAUCUCUAUUUUCCAUGCUCUAGUAUUACUAAAACAAGGUUUAUAAGCUUAGGAAAAAAGGUAGCAAAGAUAAUGAAAAUUGUUGCAUGUAUGGAAUAUACGUGUGAAUAGAAAUUAUGAAAUAA
Copidosoma floridanum is the source of this 3869-nucleotide messenger RNA. It is a transcript of the gene jing, whose product is annotated as AE binding protein 2 jing. Gene Ontology annotation, cellular component: ESC/E(Z) complex. Gene Ontology annotation, biological process: regulation of transcription by RNA polymerase II. Lineage: Eukaryota; Metazoa; Arthropoda; Insecta; Hymenoptera; Encyrtidae. The record is from RefSeq and is a predicted model, not a curated record.